ACUCUAGCUUCUGGGCUCUCCACUGCCUUCCCUGCCCUGCUGGGGAAGGAGAAGCCCCCUGUCCCGUCCAGUGCCUGCGGAUACAGCCCAUGAGGCGCCCAGGCCCCACUGAGUGCCGCCCUGAAGGAUGUCCCAGCUCUCCUCCACCCUGAAGCGCUAUACAGAGUCGACCCGCUACACAGAUGCCCCUUACGCCAAAUCGGGCUAUGGCACCUACACCCCCUCCUCCUACGGGGCCAACCUGGCCGCCUCCUUCUUGGAGAAGGAGAAGCUUAGUUUCAAGCCGGGCCCCCCCACCAGCUUCCUCACCCGUCCCCGUACCUAUGGGCCCUCCUCCAUCCUGGACUACGACCGGGGCCGCCCCCUGCUGAGACAUGACAUCAUUGGGGGUGGUAAGCGGGCGGAGAGCCAGACCCGGGGCACCGAGCGGCCUUCUGGCAGUGGACUCAGCGGGGGCAGUGGAUUCCCUUAUGGAGUGACCACCAACACCCUCAGCUACAUGCCCGUGAAUGCCCGCGACCAGGGGGCGAGCCUGACCCAGAAGAAGUCAAACAGCCAAUUAGACCUGGCCCGGGAUUUCUCCAGCCUCCGGACUUCAGAUAACUACCGGAUAGACCCUGGGAACCUGGGGCGCAGCCCCAUGCUGGCCCGCACACGCAAGGAGCUCUGUGCCCUGCAGGGGCUCUACCAGGCAGCCAACCGCUCCGAGUACCUGGCCGACUACCUGGAGAACUAUGGCCGCAAGGGCAGCGCGCCUCAGAUGCCCACCCAGGCCCCUCCCUCACGAGUCCCUGAAGUCCUCAGCCCUACCUACCGACCCAGCGGCCGCUAUACACUGUGGGAGAAGGGCAAGAGCCCAGCACCCGGGUCCAGCCGCUCCAGCUCCCCAGGGCGAGACACCAUGAGUUCUAAGAGUGCCCAGGGACUGGCUGGUCUUCGAAAUCUUGGGAAUACGUGCUUCAUGAACUCGAUUCUGCAGUGCCUGAGCAACACCCGGGAGCUGCGGGAUUACUGCCUGCAGAGGCUAUACCUACGCGACCUGAGCCACAGCAGCAGCACACACACGGCGCUCAUGGAAGAGUUUGCGAAACUAAUCCAGGCCAUAUGGACUUCAUCCCCCAACGACGUGGUGAGCCCAUCUGAGUUCAAGACCCAGAUCCAGAGAUACGCACCACGCUUCGUUGGCUAUAACCAGCAGGACGCUCAGGAGUUCCUGCGCUUUCUUCUGGACGGGCUCCACAACGAGGUGAACCGCGUGACGGCGAGGCCGAAGCCCAGCCCCGAGAACCUCGACCAUCUUCCUGACGACGAGAAAGGGCGCCAGAUGUGGAGGAGGUACCUGGAACGGGAGGACAGUCGGAUUGGGGACUCCAGCAAACUGAGGCAGGGCGUGAGUCGCCACAGAGCCUGUGCCGGCCCCGCAGCUCAGCCUCUCACGCUCCCUCCAGAUCUCUUCGUGGGGCAGCUGAAGAGCUCCCUGACCUGCACCGACUGCGGCUUCUGCUCCACGGUCUUCGACCCCUUCUGGGACCUCUCACUGCCCAUUGCAAAGCGAGGUUACCCUGAGGUGACAUUAAUGGACUGCAUGAGGCUCUUCACCAAAGAGGAUGUGCUCGAUGGUGAUGAAAAGCCAACGUGCUGUCGCUGCCGAGCCAGAAAGCGAUGUAUAAAGAAGUUCUCCAUCCAGAGGUUCCCAAAGAUCUUGGUGCUCCAUCUGAAGCGGUUCUCAGAAUCCAGGAUACGAACCAGCAAGCUCACAACAUUUGUGAAUUUCCCACUACGAGACCUGGACUUGAGAGAAUUUGCCUCAGAAAACACCAACCACGCUGUUUACAACCUGUACGCUGUGUCCAACCACUCCGGAACCACCAUGGGCGGCCACUACACAGCUUACUGCCGGAGUCCCGUGACGGGCGAGUGGCACACGUUCAAUGACUCGAGUGUCUCACCCAUGUCCUCCAGCCAAGUGCGCACCAGCGACGCCUAUCUGCUCUUCUACGAGUUGGCCAGUCCACCCUCCCGAAUGUAGCUGCGAGGAGCUUCGUCCUUUCUCCCUGCCUGUGGCGGCCCCAUGCCCUAAGUUUUUUAAAAAGACAAAACAAAACAAAACAAAAAAAUACAAAACAAAAAAAAACUGACAAAUAAGAGGAAAAUAAACUGAAAUAAAGCCGCCGAGCAGGAGUUGGUGCAGCCUGUCAGGGCCUGGAGUGAGAAGCCGGGCGCUCCCAGCCACAGCCUGGCGGGAAGAUCGGCCGGACACAGAGACCGGAGUCGGCACGGCGCUCCGGUGGCCUCUCUCGUUUGCAUUUUGAGCUUGUGGUUUUUUCCUGUGUGUAAUAAACAGCGCUCUGCGGGAAGAGCCUCGUCCACCUGCUGCCCUCCAGCCCCUGCGCCUUCUGAGAAGACAGCGCCCUCUGGAGCCUGCUGGGAGUAUCGCUGCCUGGAAGCGCCCCACCAGGCCACGGAGGAGCCAGGCGCCCCGUCUUCACUGGACCCACUCUGUCCAGAGCAGAAACCAACCCAUGAGCCAACAGCCCUCUUAACGCUGCUAACUCCAGGGGGCUAGAAGAGGGGACUUCUUUGAAAAAAACAAAAACAAAAACAAAAAAAGCUGGUUUCGUUUUUUUCUUUUUUUAAAUUACCAUAACUAAAGUUUUCAGACUGGAGAUGUUCUUCUUCAGUCUCUUCCCAGCUGGAAUGUUGUACUAGUCCUGUGUUUUGUUUUGUUUUUUUAAUUCUUCGAGUACAACUUUUCUAAUGCUAGCCCCCCGUGGUGCUAGGUGGGUGUUGGCUAGGCCCCAAGCACAGCCACACAUAGACCUGGGAGCUAAACAGUUUUUAUUUAUUAUUGGCUUUUUUUUUUUUUUAAUGUUUUGGAUGGAAUCUAGUUGCCUCCAAGAAUUGUGCCUUAUAGCAUUUGGGGACCAGGGGGUAACUGCCCCUCCCUGAGAUAUCCCUCAACCUCUUCCCUUUUCCCCAGUGUCAUGUUCAAAUCCGCUGGGGGAAGUAGGGGUCCUGUCCUGGGCCCCCGCACGUUGCGCGUUGCAGAGGGGCGAAGAGGAAGGUAGGUAAAAGCAGCUUUGUUAGGAUAGGCCAUCGAGGUGUUCCUGCCCCCUUCCUCUGUCCCGCUCCUGGUCUGCUCCCCAGCUGUUUGAAGGGUAGCACAAGCCCCUUAACCCUAGAGCUUCCCUCACCUUUAAUUUAUUCUUAAUGUCCCUUUCUCCCUGGCCUUCCUGACACCCACCCCCUUCUCAGAGCCUCCUAGACAUAGGCCCUUCGGACCGAGUUUCUCAGGGAUGCCCACGCCACCCGCAGCCCCUCUUGGCAUGGGUCUUCAGUCCCGCCCGGGGAGCUGUAGCUGGGUGUCUGGGGACAUCUUGCCUCAGUCGUACGAUUCUUUCCAAUGGGCUCACUUUUGCCCUGAGUAGACGGGCGAGACUC
Molecule: messenger RNA, 3441 nt
Organism: Tupaia belangeri chinensis (Chinese tree shrew)
Lineage: Eukaryota; Metazoa; Chordata; Mammalia; Scandentia; Tupaiidae
Gene: USP2
Product: ubiquitin specific peptidase 2
Exons: 13
Coding region: 128-2029 (633 amino acids)
Biological process (GO): protein deubiquitination
Molecular function (GO): cysteine-type deubiquitinase activity
Source: RefSeq, a predicted model, not a curated record